This is a messenger RNA of Cladocopium goreaui, 1269 nucleotides long. The record is from the annotation of a GenBank genome assembly. Lineage: Eukaryota; Dinophyceae; Suessiales; Symbiodiniaceae.
AUGGCCCUGAAAAGCAAAGAUUCAUUGUUUCUAACCAUCAGAGAUGGCAGUUUCCAAAAAGCCAAGCACAUCAUCAAAGGGUCCUCUUUGCAAGUUCUUUCGGUUCGUUACAUGCCGCACAAUCAGACACCGCUUUUCUUCGCGGCCAAUCGGCGUGGAUCUGACCACCAGGCCAAAAGCUUGUGUGAGAUGCUGAUUGAGAGAUCCGUACCGGUGAAUUACAAGGAUGUGAUAAAUCAAACAGCCCUAUUCUUUGCAGCUCGCAAAGGUCAUUCUGAAACAAUCCAGUACCUGCUGAAGCAAGGCGCAGACCCCAAUAUUGUGGACGUGCACGGCGAAACAGCGUUGUUCUAUGCCGUCAGGAGUCAGAAGACAGCUGCGGCCAAGGCCUUGUUGGAAGGCGGGGCGAAUUUGGAAGUUGUCAACAAUGCUGGCAACACCUGCAUGAGCCUGGCGCCGGCUGCAGUCUUCUGUCCUUUGCAGGAGGAACGCAAAAAAAGGCGCCUCUGUGAUUAUGACUCAGGUCCCGGGGAAAAGCGUCAGCGGACAGCAAUGGAAGUGCUGCGUACAUGGGCCAAUGAAUGGCCAGCCACAGAGCCUAUCCCCAGAAACAAAGAGGUCCAUUACAAACAGGAGGACAUCAUUGAGAGCGUCAAAGGCUACGCCGUCCUCCGCACGUGCCCGAGAGAAUGGGCGGCGCACGUGCGUGUAGGUGAGAAGAAUUUGGUGGCAGACCAUGCCCAGUUCCUCCAAACGGAGCCAUGGUUCAAAGAUUUGUCGCCCGAGGAGUGGUGCCAAAAUAUUGGCGUCAUUGCGGAUCCGGAUGAGGCAGGAUUCGCUAUGGAGGCGAUCGAGGCGGUGGUGGCUGGAGAGAGGACACAUUGCUUCACACUGCCGCUAGUGGAGGUCAAUUCUGGGGCAAUGGCCGGGCAUGUCCAUGCUCAGUGGAAACCCAAGUCGACGGAGCUGACCAUAUUGCAGCUUAAAGUAAACGAGGAGCACACAAAGCAAGGCCUUGGAAAGCUGCUGCUAGCAGCAGCAGAAGAGCACAGCCAUCGAAUCGGGUGGACAUGCGAGAGUAUAUACCUCAGUGUAUUGCAAAAGAAUGAACGGGCACAGAGGUGUUACACGAAAGCUGGAUUCAAACACGAAUUAAGCAGAAGCGCCCUAUGGGGAAAAGAAGGGCAUCACGCAUCACAAUGGCAGAAAUGGACGAAGGUGCACAAAUAUGCCUUGGACAAGAAUAAGAAGUCCCCGGUGGCGCAAUAG